AUGGGGGCACUCUUUCAGCCGAUAAACCAAGUGAAGUUCACAAAUGUUGCUAUAGUGAAGUAUAAACACAAGGGAAAAAAGUUCGAAAUUGCCUGUUACAAGAACAAAAUAAUUGACUGGAGAAAUGGAAUCGAGCUCAACAUAGACGAUGUGCUGCAGUCACACUUAAUUUUUACUAACAUAUCGAAGGGAGAAAUAGCCAAGAAGUCGGAACUGAAUUCUUGCUUCAACUCGGACAACAACUAUGAAAUAUGCAAAACGAUUUUAGAGAAAGGCACACUACAAAUUAGCAACAAAGAGAGGUCGAUUAUGAAGGAGAAAAUUUACAAAGACAUGAUUGAGAUUCUGCACGAAAUGAGUGUGAACCCCCAGACGGGUUAUCCUCUCUCAACCAACAUGAUAGAAAGCAUGGUUAAAAAUAUUGGUUACAGCAUAAACAUAGACGACAGCGCAAAGAAGCAAGCGUUAAAAGUUUUUGACAUUUUAAGUAAAGAAUAUGAUGAUGUUAUUCAACGGGCAUUCAUGAGAAUCCAAAUCAUUUGUGAUGAUUGUAUAAAAGAGGACGUUAUAAAAUUUCUUAAUAGUAACAAUGUUAUUAUAGAAGAACAAAAAUUAACCAACAACGUUAAGAGAGAAGACAAUGUAGAUGCGGAAAGUAGUCACCUGCGUGAUGAAUGUGCCCACUUACGUAAAAAUGAGGUAGAAGAAAAUGAAAAAGACGCGGUCAGCGAACCAGCGAAGAAAGAAUUUGGAGAAAAUGAAAAAAUGUUGAGGGUUCCAGUUGCUGCGGAUAGUGCAGGCAAUAGCGUCAUGGGGAAAGAUGAAGAGGAGGAGAAUUACAGCCACAAAAACGUUGCUGAUCAAAAUGCAAGCAAUAAAGAACACUGUAGUAACAAUGCAGGUAGCACCCACCUGAGCAGCGAUCACAAAGAUGCCCCUGUAGAGGACAGUUCACCACCCAAGUCGAAUGAAGGGGCACAGGAGGAUGACGCGGAAUAUGAGACAAGUCACGGAACUAACAAAAAUUACACGAAUGAAAAGGAAAAGAGUGAAAGUAUUUCGAAAAAAGAAAUAAACCAUCUGUUACACAGCACCUCCAAUGAGGAGGAAAGAAAAAACACAACAGGUGAAAUAUCACGACAGAAGGAUGAAAAGACAGAGGUCGAUCCCCUUAGCGAUGACGUUAAAGUAAAAACGAAACAAAAAAAGAAUAAACACGAAAAAGAAAGGAAGGAAAAAAAUGCGGAAAUGCAUAAAAUUGUAUUUUUAUGCUACCCGUGUGUAUAUAGAUGUGUAGAUGCCUUUACCAAAAAAUAUAAGAAGAGCUGUUCCAGCAAAAUUUUGAAUAAUAACGUUAAGAUAGCCACCUCCAAUAAGAAGAAGAAGAACAAUGUGGAAAAUUCAGUGACUAGUGCGAAGGUGGAUACGAAUGACACAAUGGCAAGGACAGCUAAAGGCAAGGAUGACCGACAAAUGGGGGGCGACAACCUAAACGAUGGUAUAAGCAACAAGGGCAGUCGUAACAGAGGCAACGCCAAAGGCAACAGUCGCCGACAGGCAGAAGCCAAUCACGACGCUGCAAAUGCGAAUAACUCCGUGGACGUGAGCCGUGACCACCCCCAGCAGGCCAACAAGAGCACUAAUAGGAACGAUGAGGAAAAGGCUAUGGAUGACAACCAAAACAGCGCCAAUAGCAUCAAACACGAAGACGCUCCAAACACGGAACAAGAGAAAAGCAAGGAAGAACCAAGUGACAAGCCAAACAGCGAAGCCGUAAUCAUGUGCACAAGUUGCUUGACGAAAAUUGAAAAAAGCAACUACAAGCUGCACUGCAGAAGUGACUUUCAUGUGUAUAAUGUCAAGAGGAAGUAUAAAAAGCUCUCCCCCAUAACGCUGGAGGAAUACGUCGAAAUCGAUUUUGAUGUGGCACACUUUCAUGUUGAUAUGUGA
Messenger RNA from Plasmodium fragile, 1950 nucleotides. Its product is annotated as SBDS family rRNA metabolism protein. The record is from RefSeq and is a predicted model, not a curated record. Gene Ontology annotation, biological process: cytosolic ribosome assembly; ribosome biogenesis. NCBI's taxonomy places the organism in Eukaryota, Apicomplexa, Aconoidasida, Haemosporida, Plasmodiidae. The coding region runs from base 1 to 1950 and encodes 649 amino acids. The transcript has 4 exons.